AUGACCGCCCGCGAUGAAGCUUUCUACCGCCGGGCGGUGAAGCUGCUGAGCUUUGGAUUCUUCGGAGUAUUUGGAGGGUUUCAGGCGGCGCAGGGCUUGCAGUCCUCGCUGAAUGCUGAGCUGGGCGAGUUGAACUUGGCUUGCCUGUACGGAACUUUCACAGGCUUAUGUCUGGUGGUGCCACCAGUUCUCUCUCAUUUGGAGAGAUGGCUUGGCAUGCAGUGGCUGCUGGCACUUUGCUCUGCAGCCUAUGCGGCCAUGGCGCUCUCCAACGUCAUCAAAGUGCCUGCAACACCCUCACCAAUGUGGGCAGUCACCGUUUCCUUCAACGUGUUGGUUGGAGUUGCUGCUCCUCUGCUUUGGACAAGCCAAAACACCUAUCUUAGCCGCUGCGCCCUUCACGCAGCAGCACUUUCGCAAGAAGCUUCUGGCAUAGUGACAACGCGCUACAAUAGUUUGUUCUUCUCGAUUUACCAAUUUGCUGGCAUGUUCGGUAAUAUCCUGGCUUCUGCCAUCUUGGUGGCAUUUGGCACCAUCCCCUGGGCAAAGGACAUUCUGUUCUUUGCUUUGACCCUCUGCUGCCUGAUGGGUGCCUCAGUUUUCCUGGCAAUGCCGACUGUGGUACACGAUUUGGGUGAUGAGGAGAAGCUACCCAGAAUUGCCGAUACGGGUCGACUUGCAUUCACGGAUGCCAAGAUUGGGUUAAUGAUCCCGUUCAUGUUAACGAACGGGAUGUGUUUGGCCUUCUUCCUGGGCGACUUUCAGACUGACGUUACUUGCCCAGUUGCCGGGCCUGCUUACACCGGAUUCGUGAUUGCUGCAUUCUAUGGUGUGAAUGCUGUUUCCUCUGCAGCCUGGGGUUUCCUUAUAACUCGAAAGUGGCUCUCGCGCCGCACGGUCUUCAUAGUCGCCACACUGUUCGUGGCCGGCUUUUUGCUCAUCAAGCAACUCUGGACGGUGCCACAGAACUUCCACUUGAUUCCGGGGAGUACGACCUGGCAAAAAGCGGACACACCAGAUUGGAAAGCAAUUCUGGCAGUGUUUGCGAUGGCCGGUGCAUUUGCGUGUGGUGACUCGUUUUGCGAAGCCGGGCCUGCAAUGACCUUGCAGACCUUCUAUUCCAGCUCAGACCAAGUCAUGGCGGCUAUGGCCAAUUACAAGCUGUGGCAGAGCCUGGGCUUUGCAGCAGGGUUCUUCAUCGCCAUACCUCUGAAAGAGUUUCCGGCAGUUCGAGGAGCAAUUCUUCUUUCUCUGUCGGUGCUGUCGCUGUUUUCGAUCCUACUGUUGGACCGAUACGUAUAUCCCGUGGAUGGUUUACGAGACACAGAGCCGUGCCAAGUUUUAAACGGAUGA
This is a messenger RNA of Symbiodinium sp. CCMP2592, 1353 nucleotides long. The record is from the annotation of a GenBank genome assembly. NCBI's taxonomy places the organism in Eukaryota, Dinophyceae, Suessiales, Symbiodiniaceae.